AUUUACCUUAUAUUAGCUAUAAAAGAACUAGCCAAAUUUACGUGACUUAUUUGAAGUAUUGAAAAUCAAUAAUCUAAAAAACUGAAUCGAAGAUGAAGUUGUAUAUUUUUGUCUCAAUUCUGUUGCUGUUUACCUUGGUCAAGGGUUUUGCUUACCGGCCUAGAUUUGACGAUAGAUCCGACCCUAGAUUUGACGAUAGAUCCGAGCCUAGAUUUGACGAUAGAUACGGGCCUAGAUUUGACGAGAGAUACGUGCCUAGAUUUGACGAUAGAUACGGGCCUAGAUUUGACGAUAGAUUCCAGCCUAGAUUUGACGAUAGAUAUUAUGAUAGAUAUAGUGAAAAUCACCGCGACGUAGAUGAUCCAAUUACUCGUCUUUAUUUUUUUCCUGAACUUGACGUACUCUUUGGAAUAUUUAAACAAAAUAGUAUUUUACCUUGGAAGUCUUCUCCAUCAAGAAAAGGGCUCUUCAAUCCAAGCAAAUUCAAUAAUAUAUAUCUACGAUCAAAACGUGCUGCUUUUAACUAUCCUACCUUUAACAAUAAUCCAAAUGCUUUACCCGGUCCACAUGGCUUAUAUGUAAAACCCCGUCAAUGCACCAACUGCACUAUUCCUUUCUAAAUAUAUGGAUUUAAUUAUUAUUGUACUAUGGGUUUGUAAUACAUCUUAUGUUAAAAA
This is a messenger RNA of Diabrotica virgifera virgifera (western corn rootworm), 677 nucleotides long. RefSeq lists its product as uncharacterized. The record is from RefSeq and is a predicted model, not a curated record. Lineage: Eukaryota; Metazoa; Arthropoda; Insecta; Coleoptera; Chrysomelidae. The transcript has 2 exons. Bases 93 to 620 code for a protein of 175 amino acids.